This is a messenger RNA of Micromonas commoda, 1086 nucleotides long. RefSeq lists its product with no specific name. NCBI's taxonomy places the organism in Eukaryota, Viridiplantae, Chlorophyta, Mamiellophyceae, Mamiellales, Mamiellaceae. The transcript has a single exon. The coding region runs from base 1 to 1086 and encodes 361 amino acids. The record is from RefSeq and is a predicted model, not a curated record.
AUGUUACCCCUCCUCACUGGCACCGGCACGCCGCGGGGCACGAGUCCUCGGAUCGUCACCAUGGCCGACGAUGAGACGCGGAGAUCCGACUUCGACGACCUCGACGACGCUGCCGAUGAGACCGCAUCGGACGGUCUCCUCCCCGUUGGGUACCCGGUGAAGGUCACGCGCGCGGGCGAGUGGCUCGACGAUUGGGCCGAGAUCCUCCGGGUCAACACCCGACCCACCUCCGACAAUCCCACGCCCACCUACGACGUCCUCGUGAAGCCCAUGAUCAAUGUCACGACCGUCUCCGACGAGGGCGGCGAGUCCGUUCGGGACGGCGACGGGAACAUCUUCCGUCUGCACAGCGUCUGGUACGUCAUUCGAGACAAACCGUACGCGUCGGAGGUGGUCGAGCUGCGACCCGACGUCGACCCCGACGACGCGAAAAAGGUGGCGGAGUACCGAAAAAGGUACGCCCAGGAAUCGUGGUACCGAGGCGCCGUCGCGGACGAGAAGCGGCGGAGAUCGAGCGUCACCGUGCGCGUGCUGCGCGCCGGCGACGUCGACAAGUUAGCCUCGGCCAGGGCUAACGACGACGGCGACGAGGCGAAGCCCGGGGGCGAAUCCCUCGGCGUCGUCGACGUCUCCACGCCGGUGGACGUGAACCUGUACUGGAUGAAAGACGUGCUCAAGCACAUGAAAAAGUUUACCCCCACGGUUCCCAAGUUGCCCGCGGGUUUCGGCAGAAGCGGCGCCACCUGGUUCUUCCACACCGCAAAGUCGCGAAAAGCGAUGGCGAACAACUUCAACGACGUCCUGCUGCCGUCGAUCAGGGAGGGACUCUGCGACGACAAGGACGCGCCCCUGCGCGGCGGCGCCCUGUACCUCGACGGCAAGAAACUCGCGGAGGAUCCGGAGGAGUGCGGGUUCCCGGGGUACUGCCACGAGUACCAGAGGGUUUGCACCUGGGCGAUUGACGAGGGGAUUCCAUUCGUCUUUGUCGCCGCGGGCGAGCGGUACGACGAGGAGGCGUGGCGCGGGGUGCACCACGGGCGACGGAAACCCGCGCGCGGCGUGGGAUGCGGGUGCGUCGUGAGUUGA